AUGAACACCGGCUACGGAAUGCCUUCGCGGCGUCGACUGCGCGGCCCACUUCACCCACGCAAUCGACCACCACCUUCAUCAUUCGACGAGCCCGCAUCUUCGCCGCAGUCCUCGCAACAGACUGGGUCCGACGCCGCCAGCAUGCCGCCACCUUCAUCUACACCAUCCAGCAAGAAGCGCGAAUGGACGUCUACCAUCGGCCGCGGUGGUCUCGGAUCGCUGCCAUGGGAGCAGAUGGGCCCCUCUUCGUCGGGCCCGUCCACUUCGAGCGCCGAGUUCAGCUUUCAGUCCGGUAUGGCCAUGCCGCAGAGCACAUCUACGACCUCGAUGGCAUCCAUGGCAUCCAUGCCGUCCUCCAGUAGCGCCAACUCGUUUGCCAGCUUCCGACAGCAGCCCACACCCAUGUCUGCCAGCCCCUCGAGCUUCCGCACAGCCGCCGAUGCAGACGAGUCCGGGUACGCUGCGAGAAACACAAUCUUCUCGCGCGGCAACCAGUCGGCGCAAGCAGCGCUGCGCGAGACCUCGCAGGCGCUCCACGAGUCGUCCUACGCGCCAGCCGACGAGCAACCCCGCAAGCGCCGGCGUGGCCUCGCAGGUACCAUUGUCGAUACUGCACUCAACGCAGCACUGUACACGGGCGCUGCUGCGCUCACCGCCUACUCGCUAUGGUCUUCCUGGGGCCAUGCGGGAGAUUCAGAGCAGCAGCACCACCAUCCCGAUGCGGGGCCACAGGCGGACAUGGGCGAUGUGAUUUCGCAAAACGAACGAUCGGGCACAUUCGGUGGCAAGGAGUCCAGAAUGCCGCCAGGCGGACUCGAGGAGCCACCGCCGCCCUAUUACGAGGACCACUCCACGCCCUCGAGGCAAGAAGCGGCGCCGACCACACCGCAGUCCAACUCGGUGCGCACCCGUAAAGUGUUUGUCUCGUCGCAGCGCAACCGACGCCGACCGACGUUCCAGGGCUCCAAGACGCACCGCCAGAGCACGCCUCGCAAAGCGCUGCCGGACGCCUUCCGUGCUCCACUGACCGCAGACUCGCCGAGCAUGAGCGCGAGUGCAAGUCGGGACCUUGCACCGGCACAAAUGGAGGAAAACGACGAUGAUGAUGAUGACGACGACGAGAUGCUGUCGCGGUUCGAAGCCAAGAUGAAUGCGCUCAUCGCCGAGGGCCAGGCUGCGCUCAACUCGACCCCUGUGCUGCAAGAGUCGGAUCUGCGCGACAUCGAUACGCCCUCGCCGUCUCUGGGCCUGGGCACGCACUCGCGCUCCUCGACGCCGCUUCUCGGCCAGCGAUCGCAGUUGCCCGCAUCGCCAUUCGCGUAUUUGCAACCAGACGCAGGGAUCGCACGCUCCAGCUCGCACCCGGACGAGCUUGGCCCUAGUAGCGGCGGUGCGCUGCCCGAACCUGUCAAGCGCACUUUCGGCACGAGUCUGCGCCACUCGCGCUCGGCGUUUGACUUUCAAUUCGACAGCCGACCCGAAGCCGGUGCUGGGGCUGGGGAUGUGCGCUCGCCGUUCGUGUUUGGACGGGCCGAGCUCAACGAGAGCGCCACACCAAGUCCGGCGGCGAGGCAGGCACGGCGCACCGAUGUAGGCACGCCCACCAGCCCGUACAGCCGCAUCCCGCGAUCCACCUCGACGCUCAACGCGCGCAAGUCGACCCCACACCACCGCUGA
This is a messenger RNA of Moesziomyces antarcticus, 1677 nucleotides long. RefSeq lists its product as uncharacterized. The record is from RefSeq and is a predicted model, not a curated record. Bases 1 to 1677 code for a protein of 558 amino acids. NCBI's taxonomy places the organism in Eukaryota, Fungi, Basidiomycota, Ustilaginomycetes, Ustilaginales, Ustilaginaceae. The transcript has a single exon.